CCUGCGCAUUCCCGCGGGCGGCGGGGAAAGUGGCGGCCGCAGCAAGAUGGCGGUGGCGGGCAAGGGGGUGGUGUCGGCCGCUGUGAAGCCAAUCUUCAGCCGGGACCUUGGCGAGGCGAAGCGGCGCGUCAGGGAGCUGUACCGGGCCUGGUACCGCGAGGUGCCCAACACGGUGCACCUGUACCAGCUGGACAUCACGGUGAAACAGGGGCGUAACAAGGUGCGGGAGAUGUUCAUGAAGAAUGCCCACGUUACGGAUCCACGCGUGAUAGACAUGCUGGUUAUUAAGGGGAAAAUGGAGCUUCAAGAAACCAUUCAUGUCUGGAAGCAGAGGACUCACAUCAUGAGGUACUUCCACGAGACGGAAACCCCGCAGCCUAAAGACUUUCUGUCCAAAUUCUAUGCGGGCCACAAUCCCUGAGAAACUGACUCUGUGUCUUCCUGCCUUAUAUUACAAAUAAAGUUCUAUACAAUAGAAAAAAAAAAUA
This is a messenger RNA of Poecile atricapillus (Black-capped chickadee), 488 nucleotides long. Its product is annotated as NADH dehydrogenase [ubiquinone] 1 alpha subcomplex subunit 6-like. Gene Ontology annotation, biological process: response to oxidative stress. NCBI's taxonomy places the organism in Eukaryota, Metazoa, Chordata, Aves, Passeriformes, Paridae. Bases 47 to 421 code for a protein of 124 amino acids. The record is from RefSeq and is a predicted model, not a curated record. The transcript is spliced from 3 exons.